Molecule: messenger RNA, 1142 nt
Organism: Molossus molossus (Pallas's mastiff bat)
Lineage: Eukaryota; Metazoa; Chordata; Mammalia; Chiroptera; Molossidae
Gene: PAFAH1B3
Product: platelet activating factor acetylhydrolase 1b catalytic subunit 3
Exons: 6
Coding region: 407-1102 (231 amino acids)
Source: RefSeq, a predicted model, not a curated record
CUUUCCGCAUAUUUCUCGCCCUGCAGCAAAUGGUUUCUUCCUGCGAGGCAAGGCGCUAGAUUUUCCCCGCCCACUCUCGGCCUUUCAGGCGCUCGGGUACGGUAGCCGCCGCCGAACAGGCCCGGGAGUGGAAAGCGCCCGGGCGGGAAGUGCCGGACGAGCUCACUGCGCGGACGCCGUGGGGGAAGCAGGGGUUCCCGAUCCAACUCCCCUCCUAAGUGAAGGUUUCCGCCCCUGGAGAGGAGGCGGCGCCGAGGAUCCGCCUUCGUCCACCAGCGGAGUGCGGGCGCCCGGACUGUCCAUUGUAGCCUGGAGGGAACAGGGUGGGUGUGGCGGAGCUACCUCCUCUGGGAACACUCUGGGGCCCGACCUCGCUCGCUCAUCCCGCAGAAGCUGCAACGCCAAGAUGAGCGGAGAGGAGAACCCAGCCAGCAAGCCCACGCCGGUGCAGGACGUUCAGGGCGACGGACGCUGGAUGUCCCUGCACCAUCGAUUCGUGGCUGACAGCAAAGAUAAAGAACCCGAAGUCGUCUUCAUCGGGGACUCCUUGGUCCAGCUAAUGCAUCAGUGCGAGAUCUGGCGGGAGCUCUUCUCUCCUCUGCAUGCACUUAACUUUGGCAUUGGUGGUGAUGGCACACAGCAUGUGCUAUGGCGGCUGGAGAACGGGGAGCUUGAACACAUCCGGCCCAAGAUUGUGGUGGUCUGGGUGGGUACGAACAACCAUGGGCACACAGCAGAGCAGGUGGUUGGCGGCAUCAAGGCCAUCGUGCAACUGGUGAACCAGCGUCAGCCCCAGGCUCGGGUCGUGGUGCUGGGCCUGCUUCCAAGGGGCCAGCACCCUAACCCACUUCGUGAGAAAAACCGACAGGUGAAUGAGCUGGUACGAGCAGCGUUGGCUGGCCACCCACGGGCCCACUUCCUAGAUGCUGACCCUGGCUUUGUGCAUUCAGAUGGUACCAUAAGCCACCAUGACAUGUACGAUUACCUGCAUCUGAGCCGCCUGGGCUACACACCUGUCUGCCGGGCUCUGCACUCCCUGCUUUUGCGCCUGCUGGCCCAAGACCAGGGUCAGAGUGUCCCUCCGCCAGAGCCCACACUCUAAGCUUCUGCUUUCCUGCAACAUUAAAUUCUUGUUCUUCAGU